AUGCAAUCCGUAAUUAAUUCUACUCCAGAGGUUGUCGCUGGUGCUACAGAAGUUGCCAUAGGUUUAAGUUCAUUAGAUACUACAAAAGCUACUCUUGUUGCUGUAGGAACCGUUGGAGAAGCCAUUAAACCGAUUGAAGGUGGUAUUACUACUGGUAAUAACCAAAUUAAUACAGUUCUCCAAGAAGUCAUAUUAAUUAAGAAUCAAAUAGAUAGCAUUCAUGAAUUUAAAAAAAGUAAUCUACCGAUACCUGAGUCUAUUAAAGCAAACAAAAUAGAACCAAAUGAGCUUACUGAACCCCUUGGAGGGAAGGCAUCUGAUCGUCGUGGGAAAGAGGAACCUUAUACUUUAAGGAAAUGCUUAAAGCAGAGUAUAGACGUCGCUUGUAUUCCAACUACAUUACAAGAUGAUAAUUCCCAGAAAGCUCAAAGGGUUCAAGCUCAACUAACUAUUUUAGGAAAACUUCGAGAUUCUCCCAACAUUUUGAAAUUUUAUGGACUCUCUUAUGUCGAUAAUCGCCUGGUCAAGGUAUUUGAAUGGGCCGAACAUGGAAAUCUACGUGAAGUUUAUAAUGCAUAUGAUAUCUCUUGGACUGCAAAGGUGAAUAUUGCUCUUGAUAUUUGUCGUGGUAUCACUUUUUUACAUUCCUGUUCCAUCCUUCAUCACGAUAUCCGUUGUGCAAACAUUAUGAUGACUGCGCGUUUGGAACCUAAAAUUACAAAUUUUGAAUAUGCACGUCUUACGACCGAUAGUACCUCUAAUCUUACUAAUAUAACUGAAAUUGUGCAUUGGCUUGCUCCCGAGAAAUUGAGAAACGCUAAUAAUCAGCUAUAUAACAUGAAAUGCGAAGUUUUCAGUUUUGGCAUGCUUCUUUGGGAAUUGGCAUUUGAAAAGAUUCCCUACGAACGUUGGGACAUGGCUAAAAUAAAAGAAUAUGUUUUGUCUAACAAACGAGAAAAGAUUACAUUUGGUAAAGAAAAUCCUGAUAUUCAAAACCUCCAAAAAAGUUAUGCGAAAAUUAUCGUUUCCGCUUGGCAAGAUGAUCCACAAAUUCGAGCUUCAUUACAGCAGAUUUUCUUGGAAUUACAUGACUUGUAUACAAAAUAUUGCGUUGCGGGGUACAAUGCUUCGCCUGCUCUUAAACCCGAUAAAACCUUAGAUUUGGAUGGAACUAGAGCGAUUUCGGUUAGUGAUGUAGGAGGGUUAGAUUUGCCAGAUCUGGAUAUGGAAUUCUCUAUUGAUGCAAUACAAGAAAUCAUACCACUUGAAGAUGGUAUUGCAGCUCACAAGAGAAAAGAAACGAAUGUAGCAUGGGAAUGUUUUAAUGCACACGCAGAUUUAGGUAAUACAACAGCCAAGUAUUGGAAAGGAUAUUAUUUAUGGGAAGGUUAUGCUGGUCAAAAAGAUCGGGUUGAAGCAUCAAAAUUAUUUAAAGCAGCAGCUGAUGACGGAUUGGCAGAUGCGCAGUUACGAUAUGCAUUUAGUUUAGUUGGAAAUCCUGGAACUAAAUUUAAUAAGAACGUAUUUAUUGAAUAUCUUACGAAAGCUGCAGAUAAUAAUAAUAGUACGGCUCAAUUUAAUCUAGGCGAUUUAUAUAUUCAUGGUAAAUUGGGUGUAUCCAAAGAUGAACUAUUGGGCAAGAAAUAUUUAAAGCUAGCUGCACUAUCUAGUCAGCCUAAAGCUAUUGAAAUCUUACAAAAACUGAACAUUAAUAUUUAUAAUGAUGAUUAG
Funneliformis caledonium is the source of this 1731-nucleotide messenger RNA. Lineage: Eukaryota; Fungi; Glomeromycota; Glomeromycetes; Glomerales; Glomeraceae. The record is from the annotation of a GenBank genome assembly.